GCGGCUGAGCAAGUGAGCAUGGUCACGAGCGGGAUAGGAUCACCACUUGCUUCUCCAUGGGAGGACCGGCAGCUGCUGCUAUUCUCCGUCGCCGGCGCGGUUCUGGCGUGGUGCGCCGUGAGGGUGCUGGAGUGGGCGUGGUGGCGGCCACGGCGCCUGGAGCGGGCGCUGCGCUCGCAGGGGCUCCGGGGGACGGCGUACCGCUCCCUUGCCGGCGACGCGCAGCUGCUCGUGCGGCUCAACAAGGAAGCAAGGUCCCGGACCAUGCCGCUCGGCUGCCACGACAUCGUGCCGCGGGCGAUGCCGCUGUUCCACCAUGCCAUGAAGGAGCACGGUAAAACUUCGAUCACUUGGUUUGGGCCGAUGCCUAGAGUGACUAUCACAAAACCUGAACUGGUGAGAGAAGUUCUGUCCAACAAGUUCGGCCACUUUGAGAAGCUCACGCCCACACUUGGCCGAAUUCAGAGGUUGUUGCACAACGGUUUGGGUAGCCACGAAGGCGAAAAAUGGGCUAAGCAUAGAAGGAUCAUCAACCCUGCCUUCCAUCUGGAGAAGCUCAAGGUUAUCUUUUUAUUCUGUUAUCAACAAGACAAACUCUCAAUGGUUCGGCCAUGUUCACACAAACUUAUAUUGCAUUUUCAGCGCAUGUUGCCGGCUUUUGCCGAAUGUUGCACAGAGCUGGUACACAAAUGGGAAGGUGUAGUCGGCAGUGAUUUUCCAUGCGAGGUAGAUGUCUGGCCUGAUAUGCAGAACCUGACAGGGGAUGUCAUCUCCCGCGCCGCAUUCGGCAGCAGCUACCUCGAGGGCGUGAGGAUAUUUCAGCUUCAGGGGGAGCAGGUCCUGCUCGUCCUGCAGGCCAUGAACAAGAUACAUAUCCCUGGUUACCUGUUCUUGCCUACCAAAGCCAACCAAAGGAUGAAGCACAUUUCUGCGGAGAUCGGGAGGAUCCUAAGAGGGAUCAUCACCAAAAGAGAGAACGCCUUAAAAGCUGGCGAAGCAAGGAGCGACGAUCUUCUCGGGUUGCUGCUGGAGUCGAGCAUGGCAGACUGCAGGGGAGACGGCAGCUCGGACGCCGGUAUGACAACGGACGACGUGAUCGGAGAAUGCAAGAUGUUCUACUUCGCCGGCGCGGAGACCACGUCGGUGCUUCUCACGUGGACGAUGAUUGUGCUCUGCAUGCACCAAGAGUGGCAGGACCGUGCCAGGGAGGAGGUCAUGCUCGUCUUCGGCGCUAGCACGCCGGAUUACGACGGCUUAAGUCGCCUGAAAAUCGUGACGAUGGUGUUGUACGAGGUGUUGCGGUUGUACACGCCGCUGACGGCGCUCCAGCGUAAGACGUACAAGCCCAUGGAGCUUGGCGGCGUCAGGUACCCAGCGGGUGUGGCGCUCAUGCUGCCGGUGAUGUGUGUCCACCACGACAAGGAGCUUUGGGGCGCAGACGCCGAUGAGUUCAGGCCAGAGAGAUUUUCCCAGGGGAUCUCCAAGGCGUCCGCGGACGCGCCGGCGUUCUUCCCGUUCGGCUGGGGGCCGCGCGUCUGUGUUGGCCAAAACUUCGCGCUGCUCGAGGCUAAGAUGGGGCUCGCCAUGAUUCUGCGACGCUUCUCCUUCGAGCUCUCGCCGUCUUAUAGGCACGCGCCAUUCCCCCUCGGCAUGCUGCAGCCAGAGCACGGCGCGCAACUCAGGCUUACGAAGCUUCCGUGAGCUGCACAUCAUAAAUCCAAUAGCUUGAAAUACUACAAUAUAUUUAUUAGUGGAUUCUAUGAAUUUAUCCACUCGUCCCCAUGUAAAAGGCAUGUUUAUGGAUUAAUUUGUAUAUGGAGUAUUUGUAUAAGAAUAAGUAGGAUAUAGUUUCGAAGAUACUGGCGUGAGAAACAUAAAUAAAAGCGGUUUGCAAUUCAGAUGAA
This is a messenger RNA of Lolium rigidum, 1904 nucleotides long. RefSeq names its product cytochrome P450 72A14-like. NCBI's taxonomy places the organism in Eukaryota, Viridiplantae, Streptophyta, Magnoliopsida, Poales, Poaceae. The record is from RefSeq and is a predicted model, not a curated record. Bases 19 to 1701 code for a protein of 560 amino acids. The transcript is spliced from 4 exons. Gene Ontology annotation, molecular function: monooxygenase activity; iron ion binding; oxidoreductase activity, acting on paired donors, with incorporation or reduction of molecular oxygen.